GCUACAGCGCAUGCGCUGUGUUUCGGCGCAUGCGUCGUAGAUGGCAUUUUAGCGGUCAUGACUUAUUAAAAUACUUAAACUCCUGAGAAUAACACCGAUUGAAAUUGUAUUUCACCAUGACUGAACGGGCUAACUGUGUGUUUGCAGCCAUCGGAUUUAAAGCACUUGACUACGUAUUUGAGGCUAGCACACGUCUGAAGGUAACAUGGGAUUUACUGGCUCUGCCAGAACCGUAUUUAUCCAGCACCUGCGACCUGUUCCCCUUCGUUCACCAGCUGUUUAAAGAAACCUACAGGACGCUGUUAGUUGGAGUAGAACAGGUGAUCUUCUCUGGUGAAUCUGUCCUGGAUGAUCUGAGAAAGAGAAACCAGCCAUUCGCAUCACUGGAAAGAUACAAAUAUGAAAGUGAGGAAGAGGAGUUCAUUCCCAGCUCCAAUCCUGACUCAGUGAAUGACUUUGAUCUUAGCUUGUUAAAAGAGCCGGAGGUUUUCUGUGAUCCACUCCUGGAGAUUUUUUCUAAGCUUGUCCAUCCAAAAGAACAAGAGGAAGAUCUCUUCCUGGCCGAGGAUCUCAUAGUGGAUCACCUCCCACAUUUCAGGAGGCUUUUGCCUUCUUUGACAUCCAACCUGUCCAGACUGAAGACGCUUCCUGUGGCUGACCCUCUGCUGACUCCAGGAGGACUCGUCAUCUCAGAGGACCACGUCUUCAGAUCAUAUGAAACAUUUUUAGACGCGGACACAGUCGAUGUUCAGAUGAGCUCCUUUAUUCAAGAGGACUUUCUUCCGGAGUCACUUUUGGAGGAUGAGGAUCUGCUUCUGCCUGAGGUGGUGGACACUCUUCUGCUGGAAAGGCCAAAGGUCACCCCCAUGACGAGCUUCUCUGGUCUUUGGAACGUUUUUCCAGAACCUCUAGAAGAGGAGUGUUCGGUUCUGGACAUCCUACGUAGAACUUCCGCUCAAAGGGGGUGGACGGAUAUGUUUCCGUUUGAUCCUCCGCAGGAGGACAGCAAAGAGAAAAACACAAAAACGAGUUUGAUGGAGUUUUCAGGAGAUCUGGACCCUACAGCUGAAAUAGAGGUGGAGUUAGUCCUGAGCAUUUCUCCGAAGAAGAGUUCAACCAACAUCCGGUUCUCCGUCACUGAACUCCAGGAAGAAGAGUUGUCUCCUUUCACGCUAUCCUUGAUGUCUCCGAGGACUCGGACGGCGAUGGAAACGGCGGUCUGGAAGGCAGAGAAGCAUCCGGCAUUUGUGGAGAGAUUCCUCCUAUCAGAACCUCUGACAGACGAUCCAGCCGGUGGUUUCCAGCAUCUCCGUGAAGCUUCGAGGCUUUUUAAAUCUGAACUGCUCAGCUCUAUCGACACCUUUGAUGAGAUGGAGCUACAGCUGGACGCAGAAAUCCCGCAGCUGAUUGUGGGACAAAGCAUUGAGUUCACAGAGAAACUGUCUGCAGGAGGUCAGAGGUCUGAGGCUCCUCCCACCUUAGAAGAAGAGUUCAUCAAACUGGAGCCUGAGCAGGAGGAGGUCGGAUCCAUCCUGCCUCACUUCACAAAUGAAGGUCGUCUCCAGAAGGAGGUCACAGUUGAUUCACCUCCAAUCAAACUCCUAGAGUCUGUUAACAGCAAAGAAGACUCUCUCAGCGCUGAAACCACAGAGAAGCUUGAAGCAAAGAGGCCGUUUAUGCUCAAGAACAAAAGAGUUCGAUGGAGCGAGCAGACCGAGCGACCUCCGACCUCCACGACCAAGACUCACAAACCACACCAAGAGCUGGACCCGCUGUCCACCUUCAUGAUGCUGAGAUCCCAGCAGGUUCUUCCAGCUGCUGCUUCGCCUCAGGGCUCAGCCGGCGCUGCAGAGAGCCAGCGGCGGGCUUACCAGGAGCUGCUGGCCUUCGCUCGGCCCCGUUUGGACUCGGUCAGACAGCUGGGACUCCGCGGGCCCGUGUGGGGGGACUUCAGCUGCUUGGCCCCGGACCAAACUCACUUCCUCCUGAAGCAGCAGGAGAAGGCGCUGCGCAGCACGUCUGCAGACGACGCCGCGCUGCUCAGGGACCAGGAGCUGCUUCUAAGUCAGGUGGUUCUGAUCCAUGUGCUGGUGACGUUCAAAGAGCUGCUGCUGAAAUGUGACCUGAGCAGCGGGCUGGUGUACCUGAGCAGAGCGGCAGAGUCGUGUGCAGAUCCGAGCCUGAAGCUGCUGCUGAGGAAGCUGAACAUCAUCCUCUUCCUCGCUCAGAAAAACCAGGAGUCCAACAACAAACUGCUGGAGCUGCAGCAGCUGCUGGCUGCGUGGCUGCGCAGCAGGACGUCUGCAGAGAAAAUUCUCGUCAUUCUGUCUGUGGACUCGGAUGAAAACAGGUCGACGGUUCUCAGCAGUCUGAGCCGAGUGACCGACGCUGCUGUGACUUGUGUCCGUCCUGAUGAGGAUAAAGUGAAGCUGAAUGGAGCCGGCGUGGUCAGCAGCGUCUGCGGCUGCGACUGUGCGCUGGUGUUUGAGCAGCACAUCGGUCCGGACUUCCCCUGGACCUGCUUCUCUGUGGUGGUGGAGUUUGACCAUCCCGGUCAGUCUCCAUGGUCCGCGGUGUGCAGCCAGAAUAGCAUCCAGCACCUGACCUUUGACGCCGUCGUCACGGAUUCUGGCCCGGAGGAGGUCUCAUGGUGUUUGGAGGAGAACGUUCCGUAUGUUCUGUUUGUGACGGAGGAACUCCUCAACUGUCCUUCACUGCUACAAACUCUGGAGUCCAGCUUCAAUGUGGCGGUGGUGGAGAGGAGCCCCCAUCCCUCCCUGCAGAUGCUCGGCGGGACCCACAACUACGCCGUGAUCACAGUGGAUGAAAGCACUGCAGUCGUCAUCCAGGAGCUGGAGGAACUGGAUCAGGACCGAGCCAGUGAGGUUCUGGUGAUGAGGCUGACGGCGCUCUCCCUGCAGUACAACUGCUGCUGGCUCGUCCUGUUCUGCCCCGACGGCCGGGGGGGCAGGUUUUCCAGCGAGACUUUCAGCAACCUGGCUCUGGUUUAUUCAUCUCUGGUUUUGUUUGGGAUGAAGCCUGAAGAUCUGGAUGUGAAGGUUCUAAUGGUGUCAGACGUGACUGAAAUGGCCAAAAGCAUCAACCGAAUCUGCUUCACCACCAUGAUGAGGAGCGACUGGGAUCCUGUCAGAUACCUGAGCAGAGACUGGCUGACGGUGAUCCCUUCACAGGACGAGGAGUGUCUGUCACAGUUUCCAUGUGUCAAUCCUCUGGUGGGUCAGCUGAUGCUCAGCAGAUUCCCAUCCCUGCUCCGGCUCCUGAGCGCCUCCCUCUCCGAGUUGACAGAGCUGCUUCCUGAGGUCCCACAGAAAGUCCUGAAGUUGUUCCGUGACAUCACGUCUCUGUACUCAACAUCUGAUCCCGCUCAACCUCACACCCCGUUCUUCGAAGCAAACCCACCAGCCACGCCCUCAAACGGCCUCUGGACCGACAGCGGCGAGCAGAUGCGGCUCUGCGGCGGCCUCACGCCCAACUUCCUGUGUGAAGCUGAUGGAAGAGAGGACUUUUUCUGCAGGCAAGAUGCAGAAUCUGUAGCCUUCAAACUGGACCUAAGUGGCUCCUUCUGCAGCCCGGAUGUUCACCUCCAGAGCAGCUGGACCAGAACCUGGACAGCAGAGACACAGAACCCCCGGAGCAGAGCGGGGGCUGCUGGGAGGGUCGUUGAACGACUCCCUGAGGACAGGAGUCCCACAUUCUCAACAGCUGACUUCAGCUCCCACCUGUACGGCCUCGACAGCCCUCUGAAUCUGGACUUCAGCUUCAGUCAAAGCCCCACCCUGAACCACCUGCUCCACAGCCCACCACCCCCCACAUCCACCGGUCACAGCUUGAGUCUGAGCCCCCCCCCAGGAGCUUUCUGGAGUACAGUCUGCAGCCAUGAAGGAACGGCGGCUUCAGACUCGCAUGGAUCCAGGAUCUGGAGAGGACGGGAGAGGAGGAGGAGCCGAGACGCUGCAGGUCUGGACGGAUCAGCCGCGCUGCCGCCGCUGAAGAUGGGCCGGCUGAGCUGCGAGAAAGUCCCUGGAAGAAGUGACGGACAGACGAGACUCAGACUCUUUUAGACCU
Oryzias melastigma (Indian medaka) is the source of this 4086-nucleotide messenger RNA. RefSeq names its product shortage in chiasmata 1 (gene shoc1). Gene Ontology annotation, biological process: resolution of meiotic recombination intermediates. NCBI's taxonomy places the organism in Eukaryota, Metazoa, Chordata, Actinopteri, Beloniformes, Adrianichthyidae. The record is from RefSeq and is a predicted model, not a curated record. Gene Ontology annotation, cellular component: condensed nuclear chromosome. Gene Ontology annotation, molecular function: single-stranded DNA binding; ATP hydrolysis activity.